UUAGCAUUUCCCUUGAUUUCCUUGGCUCACUCUUCAUCCCAGUUAUGAGACGGAAUGAGCACCAAAAGCUGGUUUGCCAACCGCCAUAAAACAUCAAAAGACGAAGAAAACAGACCUUUAUUUUGGUCUGGCGAGGUGACGUCAUAAUACUGCGACACGAUCCUGCAUCUGUGAUUCGACUGGAGAAAGGACAAAGUGUCUAAACACAGAAAAACUCCUGCGGAAUCAUCCGAGAUCCAUGUGACACAAAAUUAUAAAGAUGGCAUUUAUUAAAGAAGAGAGUGAAGACAUGAAGAUUGAAGAAGCGUUCAGUGUCAAACAUGAAGAUACCGAGACACCAACAGACCUGAUGUCGCUGAAUGAGGGAAGUCAAGAACUGAAUGAAACGGAUGACAAAGAUAAGAAUGGGAAACUGCAUGAUUUCAAAACUGAAGAAAAAUGUAUUAGUUGCUCACAGACUAAAAAGACUUCGUCACAAACUCAAAAAACAGAAACUUCAAACCUUAAUCCCAACAUGAGAAUUCACACUGGAGAGAGAACUUACACCUGCCAACAGUGUGGGAAGAGUUUCUCACGCAAUGGAGAUCUUAAGACACACAUGAAAAUUCACAUAAAAAAUAAACAAUUAAUAUGCCCUCAGUGUGGAAAGAGUUUUACACAGAAAAAAUACCUCACAGUCCACAUGAUAAUUCACACCAGAGAGAAGUCGUUCACCUGCCCUCAGUGUGGAAAGAGUUUCACAUUUAAAGGAAGACUUCAGACUCACAUGAGAGUUCACAAUGGAGAGAAGCCAUUCACCUGCGAACUAUGUGGAAAGAGUUUUACACAGAAAAGAUACCUCACUGUCCACAUGAGAGUUCACACUGGAGAGAAGCCGUUCAUCUGCCCUCAGUGUGGAAAGAGUUUCACGUGUAAAGAAAGACUUAAGAUUCACAUGAGAGAUCACACUGGAGAGAAGCCUUUUACCUGCCCUCAGUGUGGAAAGAGUUUCACAUGUAAAGGAAAUCUUAAUGUUCACAUGAGAGAUCACACUGGAGAGAAGCCUUUUACCUGCCCUCAGUGUGGAAAGAGUUUCACGUAUAAAGGAAAACUUAAUAUUCACAUGAGAAUUCACACUGGAGAGAAGCCAUUUGCAUGUGAUAAGUGUGGAAAGAGUUUUACACAGAAAAAUGGCCUUAAUAUCCACAUGAGAAUUCACACUGGAGAGAAACCUUUCACCUGCGAACUGUGUGGGAAGAGUUUCUCAUUUAGUAACGGUCUUAAGGUUCACAUGAUAAAUCACAAUGAAAAGAAGCCAUUAAUCUGCCCUCAGUGUGGAAAGAGUUUUAUGCAGAUACACUGCCUUAAAACCCACAUGAUCAUUCACACUGGAGAGAAACCUUAUACUUGCCCUCAGUGUGGAAAAUGUUUCAGGCACAAAGGAAGCCUUAAGGGUCACAUUAGAAUUCACACUGGAGAGAAACCUUUCACCUGCGAACUGUGUGAAAAGGGUUUCUCAUUUAGUAACGGUCUUAAGGUUCACAUGAGAACUCACACCGGAGAGAAGCCAUUUGUAUGUGUUCAGUGUGGAAGGAGUUUUACGGAGAACAAACUCCUUAAUGCCCACAUGCGAAUUCACACUGGAGAGAGUCCUUUCACCUGUGAACUGUGUGGGAAGGGCUUCAGGGACAAAGGAAGCCUUAAGGGUCACACUAGAAUUCACACUGGAGAGAAACCUUUCACCUGCAAACUGUGUGGGAAGAGUUUCUCAUUUGGUAGCAAUCUUAAGGUUCACAUGAGAACCCACACUGGAGAAAAGCCAUUUGUAUGUGAUCAGUGUGGAAGAAGUUUUAUGGAGAAAAAACUCCUUAAUGUCCAUAUGGGAAUUCACACUGGAGAGAGUCCUUUCACCUGCGAGCUGUGUGGGAAGGCUUUCCAACAAAAAGAAAAGCUUAAAAAACACAUGAAAAUUCACUAAACUUUUUUUUUUUUAAUUGUCAUUAGUGCAAAUAGACAGGAAUCAACUUAAGCAUCAUUCAAAAUCUGAAAAAAAGCCUUUUAUGUGCCAUCACUGUGGAAAGAAUUACGCAAACCUUGAGAGUCACACUGGAGAGAGAUAUUACUAGUGUCUUCAGUUUGAGAGGAGUUUGUCAAAGCAGCUUGAAAUGCCAUUUGUGAACUUAUUCUGGGUAAGAAAUUACCGUUUUCCCCAGAGUGACGAGAUUUAGAAAAAGGAGCAAUUUCUAUAAUCAUCUGUGCAUUCUUUCUCAAAGACAAUUCAGUUGUACUCAAUAUAUUAAGUACAUUUUUUGCAUUCACAUUUAAAUACACAGUGUAAAGUCAUGAUACCCUUUUUGUGUUCUUUGUUAAAGCAUAUAAUAAGAAACAUUUUCUGACACCAUGA
Messenger RNA from Carassius auratus (goldfish), 2383 nucleotides. RefSeq names its product gastrula zinc finger protein XlCGF57.1-like. The record is from RefSeq and is a predicted model, not a curated record. Gene Ontology annotation, biological process: regulation of transcription by RNA polymerase II. The transcript is spliced from 3 exons. The coding region runs from base 260 to 1957 and encodes 565 amino acids. Gene Ontology annotation, cellular component: chromatin; transcription regulator complex; PcG protein complex. NCBI's taxonomy places the organism in Eukaryota, Metazoa, Chordata, Actinopteri, Cypriniformes, Cyprinidae. Gene Ontology annotation, molecular function: RNA polymerase II cis-regulatory region sequence-specific DNA binding; DNA-binding transcription factor activity, RNA polymerase II-specific.